AUGUCGUUGUCUGAUAAAGAAUUAUUUGAGUUAAAUAAAAAGGCCGUCACCGAGGGUUUCAAGAUUAAGCCAAGACUUGAAUACAACACUGUCGGUGGUGUUAAUGGUCCAUUGGUUAUCUUGGAUAACGUCAAGUUCCCAAGAUAUAACGAAAUUGUCAACUUGACUUUACCAGAUGGAUCCAAGAGAGCAGGGCAAGUAUUGGAAGUCAGAGGUACCAAGGCUAUUGUCCAAGUUUUCGAAGGUACUUCCGGAAUCGAUGUCAAGAAGACCAAGGUUGAAUUCACGGGUCAAAACUUGAAGAUCCCUGUCUCUGAAGACAUGUUGGGUAGAAUUUUCGAUGGUUCAGGUAGACCAAUUGAUAAAGGUCCAAAGAUUUUCGCUGAAGACUACUUGGAUAUUAACGGUUCUGCCAUUAACCCAUACGCUCGUAUUUAUCCAGAAGAAAUGAUUUCCACUGGUAUCUCUGCCAUUGAUACUAUGAACUCCAUUGCUAGAGGGCAAAAGAUUCCUAUUUUCUCUGCUUCUGGUUUACCACAUAACGAAAUUGCUGCUCAAAUUUGUAGACAAGCCGGGUUAGUCAGACCAACCAAGGAUGUCCAUGACGGUCAUGAAGAAAAUUUCUCUAUCGUCUUCGCCGCUAUGGGUGUUAAUUUGGAAACUUCCAGAUUUUUCAAACAAGAUUUCGAAGAAAACGGAUCCUUAGACAGAACUACGUUGUUCUUGAAUUUGGCUAAUGAUCCAACUAUUGAAAGAAUUAUUACUCCACGUUUGGCCUUGACCACCGCUGAAUACUUGGCUUAUCAAACCGAAAGACAUGUUUUAACCAUUUUAACUGAUAUGUCUUCUUAUGCUGAUGCCUUGAGAGAAGUCUCUGCUGCCAGAGAAGAAGUUCCAGGUAGAAGAGGUUAUCCAGGUUAUAUGUAUACCGAUUUGUCCACUAUUUACGAAAGAGCUGGUAGAGUUGAAGGUAGAAACGGUUCCAUCACUCAAAUCCCAAUCUUAACCAUGCCUAACGAUGAUAUCACCCAUCCAAUUCCAGAUUUAACUGGUUAUAUUACCGAAGGUCAAAUUUCUGUUGAUCGUCAAUUACAUAAUAGAGGUAUCUACCCACCAAUUAACGUGUUGCCAUCAUUGUCUCGUUUAAUGAAGUCCGCUAUUGGUGAAGGUAUGACUAGAAAGGAUCACGGUGAUGUUUCCAAUCAAUUGUACGCCAAGUACGCUAUUGGUAAGGAUGCAGCUGCCAUGAAGGCCGUUGUUGGUGAAGAAGCUUUAUCUAAUGAAGAUAAGUUGUCAUUGGAAUUCUUGGAAAAGUUCGAAAAGAACUUCAUUGCCCAAGGUGCUUACGAAGACAGAUCCGUUUUCGAAUCUUUGGAUCAAGCAUGGUCUUUGUUAAGAAUUUAUCCAAAGGAAUUAUUGAACAGAAUCAGUCCAAAGAUCUUAAACGAAUUCUAUGAUAGAGAAAGAUCGCAAGACGAUGAAGAAGAAGAUGAAGAAGAAGACAAAAAGGAUGAAAACUUAAUUGAAGCUUAG
Molecule: messenger RNA, 1533 nt
Organism: Dujonia railenensis
Lineage: Eukaryota; Fungi; Ascomycota; Pichiomycetes; Serinales; Debaryomycetaceae
Source: the annotation of a GenBank genome assembly